Phytophthora infestans T30-4 is the source of this 1477-nucleotide messenger RNA. Its product is annotated as M96 mating-specific protein family. The record is from RefSeq and is a predicted model, not a curated record. The coding region runs from base 23 to 1477 and encodes 484 amino acids. The transcript has 5 exons. Lineage: Eukaryota; Oomycota; Peronosporomycetes; Peronosporales; Peronosporaceae.
AAUACCGGUAUUGAUAUUGAGAAUGGCAAUUUACGACCGAGUGCUUGAGGCGGCGUUGUCUUUCAUCGACGAGUUCCAGUUCGGCGUGCAGGAGGAUGGAGAAGAUGCGGCGAGGUCGAUACUGUCUGCACGCGGGCGCGAACCGUCACUUGCGUUAGAGGACGAAGCGACCAAGCGGAAGAGGGCCAAUGAACGAAAAAGGCUGCUUCGCAAGACAGGGGUCUAUGGAGACCCCAAUCGCGCUAGAAGCGCCCGAAGACUGGAAAUCGCCUACCUCAAAGAGCAGCUAGAGAAGCUGCAGCUGAACUUGCACACUCUGCAGUACCGGAAUGGCACACAGCAGCUGACAACAAGUGCGUUGGUCACAGCAGCACAUAUUCCAACUAUGUGGCAAGCUGUCGCUGAGAGUCAGAGAAGACGCCGAGAAGGUUCCGAAAUAGAGAACGUGCGUCUAAAGCUCGUUGUUGAUCGGCAGAAGAAGGUAGCCGAUAAUCUCCGGGGUUUGUUGCAGAAGCGAGCGAGUCAAUUGGCGAGCGAAUGUACUUCUUUCAUGGACGUUAGUGCUCCGAAACCUCAAAUUGUCCGCGUGCUGGACUUCCGUGGUGAUACCGCCGACUUUGAAGCUCUCUUCCGACUGAACGAAGCUGCGUAUCGAGAAAUGGACGCGAUAUUCGCAGAUAAUGGUCUGGCGAACAUGGUCAUAUCUCCUAGUGACGUCCAUAUUCGUGAAGGUGUUGGUGGUAAGUAUCUUGAACUAUUCGCCAACAAGCUAUUGCCUUUUAGCUUGAGCGAUGUGAGGGAAGCAGCGUGGGACCAUUUUAAAGGCAUAAAAAAACACGCAAGUAACGGCAGCAUUUAUGAAAAAGCGGCAAGGAACCUUGAUGAGCCCUACACCAUAAUCGAGGAGUUCACGAAGGAGUUGUAUUCCAAUAGUUCUCGCGCUGAUAUCAAGGUGAAGCAAGUGGUGCGGCGCUACGUUGAGACCGACCGGGACGUCGUGAUCUGGAUUUCGCACGUAUCCCCGACAGAGAUUAAGCACAAAAUGCUGCGUGGAUUGACCUACCAUCUCCGAGGUUACGCACUCACCAAGCGCUCCCCAGCUUCGACUCUACAUGUAGACCGCGAGCUCUCGCAAUUGCAGUUCUGUUCGCUGAUCUCUUUGGACCACGAACCCGGCACGUGGAAUCACCAGGACCGCCUCGAGAGCGUAUCGGAAGCGGACGACGAGGCCGUGCUCGAUGCGGCACUGUCGUUCGUGGACGAGUUUGCACAUGGAGGGCAACCCCUUUCACCACAGCGUCUGCCAAAACACAGCACGUUUGAAGACAAAGCAUCCAGACAGGCGGCGAAAAACGAGAGAAGAAGGCUACUGCGUCAUGCUGGUGUCUAUGGGGACCCGAAUCGGGCUCGAAACGAACGCAGACGAGAAGUUGCCGGUCUUCGCAAGCAACUUGAUAAACUCCGACUGGAUCUUUAG